Molecule: messenger RNA, 2144 nt
Organism: Prosopis cineraria
Lineage: Eukaryota; Viridiplantae; Streptophyta; Magnoliopsida; Fabales; Fabaceae
Exons: 6
Coding region: 460-2013 (517 amino acids)
Molecular function (GO): protein binding
Source: RefSeq, a predicted model, not a curated record
UUUAAACUCGACGACGGUUUUGGUGAGCUCUAGAAUUUCAACUUCCUGAUCCAUCCAAGCUUUUCUAAUUUCAGAAUCUUGCGUGGUUGUUUAAGCACAAACCAUCAGAUCCAGGAAGUCGCCCUUGCAAUUGCUUGCCCCUACAUUUAAUCCACAUAAGCAGAAGUAAGAUCCAGAACUGUACCAGCACAACAGCUUCAGAAGGCUGCUUCAGCUCAGAUUAGGAGGCCUUAUCUCCAUCUUUUGGAUGAUCCACGUACUCUCUCCCUCCCCCCUUUUCCCUGUGUGUAUGUAAUAUAUAAUAGUAAAUAGACUUUUAAUCAUUUAGUACCUUUAACUAGCUCACUCUAUUUCUCACGUUGAAUUCAAAUACCUCAUUUAUGACCAUCCAUGCUAACUUGAUUCAGAAGAGCGAAGAGAUAAGUACCUAAGGUAUGUGUUCCCCUUCGCAAAGCAGCCAUGAAAGGUGAUUGGAAAGCAGCGAAGAACAUCUUAGAGAAAGAUUGGACUCUAGUUUCUGCUGCCAUAACCAUGCGUUGCGCGACAGUUCUCCAUGUGGCCGCCGGAGUGAACCGUGCUCGCUUUGUCGACGAGCUGGUGAAGAUCAUGAAUCCAGAAGACUUGGAAUUGCAGGACGUGAAUGGGAACACUGCGUUUUGCAUCGCUGCAGCUACUGGGAAUUUGCAGACUGUCCAGAUAAUGGAGAGAAAAAAUAAGAACUUGCCAACAAUAAGGGGUUGCGGAGGAAUCACUCCUCUUCACAUAGCUGCUUUGCAAGGAAAAAGUGAAAUGACAUGGCAUCUAUACUCUAAAACUGUGCAAGAUUUUGAAGAUACUGACUGGAUUUUACUGUUAUUCUAUUGUGUCAGCAGUGGAAUCUAUGAUUUAGCCUUGCAGUUGCUUGAGAAGAUGCCAGGUCUAGCUUUUAAGAGGGAUCAAGCUAACGAGACAAUACUGCAUAAGUUGGCUCGAAAGCCUUUAGGUUCGAAACAAAGUCAGCAACUUCAACUUGUAGAAUGCUUGUGGAACAUAUUUCUUACUCGAGACGACAAGGAGAUUUUAGGCAACAGCAGAGUACCUUCACAAGUAGCAUUUAAUGCAGUAGAAGUAGGAAAUUUUGGGUUUCUGGCUGAGCUUUUAAGUACCUAUCCUGAGUUGAUAUGGGAAGUUGAUGAAAGAAAUCGAAGCAUAAUUCACAUUGCCGUUUUGCAUCGUCAUGCUUAUAUCUUUAAUCUCAUACAUGACAUUGGCCCAACCAAAAAUUUUAUAGCAAGUUUUUUGGAUAACAGAGAUCAAAGCAACUUAUUGCAUAUGGCUGCAAAAUUAGCACCACCAGAUCGACUAAACUCAAUUUCUGGAGCAGCAUUUCAGAUGUCCCUUGAGUUAUUAUGGUUUGAGGAGGAGAAGAAGAUAUCGCCACCAUCAUUCAUGGAGAUGAAAAAUGGUGAAGGCUUGACUCCUAGCCAGCUAUUCACAAAAGAGCAUGAAGGAUUGCUAAGCAAAGCAGAAACAUGGAAGAAGGGAGUAGCAAACUCUUGCAUGGUUGCUUCCACUCUUAUUACUACUGGAGUGUUUUCUGCUUCAUUCAAUAUACCAGGCGGUGUCAAUGACAAUACGGGAAUCCCGAAUUACUUGCAAAAGAAAUCAUUCCUGAUAUUUGGCACGUCUAAUGCAAUGGCAUUGAUCUCAUCCUCAACCUCCACCGUCAUUUUCUUGUCUAUCAUCAUCUCACGCUAUGCAGAGCAGGAGUUUUACAAGUCACUACCAUUUAAGUUGAUUUCUGGAUUGGCGGCACUUUUCUUGUCCAUAAUAAGCAUGAUGAUGGCAUCCAGUAGUGCCUUCUUCGUUACAUAUUAUCAUGGUUUAAACAUGGUUCCUAACUUUAUUUCUAUUCUUUUUUUGGUGCCCAUAUCCUUAUUUGCAAUUUGGCUAUUCCCAGUCUGGUAUGAUAUAGUCUAUUUUACAUACUCUUGCAGGGCACUUUUUCGGCCAAGUAAGCAUAUGCUUUACUAAAAACAGUAUGUAGUUGUCACUUUGAAUGAUGGAUCUCUUCCUAUAAUGUACUGGCAUAUAUAGUCUAAGAGUCGUGAAUUAAAAAGGAUAUUCCGCUUUUCCAUUUUAUGAUUGGAAUGCACCUCUACAUU